GUGCGGCAGAACAUGGAAAGGAGGGAGAGUCCAUGGACGACGGGUUGGGCAGCCGGUGUGGUAGGGGGUGCUGCAGCGGAGUGAAGGGAAUGAAAACCCGAGGGAUCGUAGAGAGCGCGGCGGAAUAGAAAAGAAUUGAUCGAUCUCGAGCCGCCGCCUCGGGGAGAGCCAGGUUGAGCCGGGAAGAGGAGCGGAGGGAGUCGGGUGUGCGUGCGCUGAUCAGAGUUGGGAGGGAAAGGAGGGUGGAGGGGAACGUCACCUCGUCGCUGGAAGUGGUCGGGCCAAGCCGACUGAUCGAGAAUUCAGGCAGUGGGAGUGAGGUCUGAAGCGGGAGCUGUUCGACGGAUAUCAAAAUGGAUCGCUAUCAGAGGGUUGAAAAACCCCGUCCUGAGACGCCAAUCAGCGAAAAUGAAAUUCGGAUAACGACGCAAGGGAAGAUGCGGAACUACAUCACGUACGCGACGACACUCCUACAGGAAAAAGGGGCAACGGAAAUCGUUCUGAAAGCGAUGGGCAGGGCCAUCAACAAGACUGUGACGAUUGCGGAAAUCAUCAAGCGCCGUGUAGCUGGUCUUCACCAGAUCACGACAAUUGGUUCGACUGAUAUCACAGAUCUGUGGGAGCCCUUGGAAGAAGGCCUUAACAGGUUGGAGACCACGCGUCAUGUGUCGAUGACGACGAUCAUACUGUCAACGAAGGAGCUGGACAAGACAUCUACCGGGUAUCAACCUCCACUGCCACCAGAUCAAGUGAAGCCAUUGGCGGAAAUCGACUACGAGGGAGGUUCUCCACGGGGAAGAGGAAGGGGUUGGGGCCGCGGAAGAGGUGGUCGUGGUCGUGGAGGGGGCAAAUUUGCGGGGGAGGAUGGAGCAGGAGGAAAUGAUUUUGGGCAUCCGGAUUCAUGGGGUGGGAGAGGGCGGGGCCGAGGCCGCAGUAGAGGCCGAGGCAGGGGUAUGAGAGGCCGAGGCAGAGGUAUCGGAGCAGGUGAACAAGGUCAACAACCGGGACAGCAGGUCCAUGUGGAGGGUCACAUUGAUGGUACAACGUACCAGGAGCAUGCAGUUGGGGCUCAAAACGAGAACGUCGGGCGAGGCAGAGGCAGGGGACGGGCUCGUGGUGGUGGGCGAGGUGGGAGGGGAAGAGGAAGAGGUAGAUCUUUUGCACCUCCUCGCAUGGAUGGAGCACAGCAGCAGAGUGGAGUGCUGAUGGCGAAUGCGUAACGGGGGCAACUGAUUGCGCGCAGGUGUUUGCCGUCGGGGUGUCUCGUUACAGUGCUGGAAUGCGGAAGGGGAAGUUGGAUGGGGAAGAGAGCGAAAAUGGAGGACAGAUGACUUGCUCGUGUGUGAUACUGGGAGGGGGCUACCCCAGUGCAUCCUUUCUGGUGUCAUUUUAUAAUGCGGAAGACUGUGGGUUUUGAAGUCGGUUGCAGCUAUAACACUUUUUGUCUCUUCUACGUGGAAGGGAAGGGGUGGGUCCUCCUGAGGAGUGUGGAUAUGUCAGUUGGUGUGUCAAAACGUGGGUGGUGUGCAUGUAAGGGUGGGUGUUUGUGGGGGCCUGGGGGAGGGAUUGGGGAUGUAGAACAUGGACGGGGGCCUGGCGGCGGAGGAGUCUGUACGGCCUACCCCUCGCUGUCUUUGCACUCCCGUGAGUGACUGUCUCGUAAAAAGGAUGCACGCGUGUCUUUCCAAGAGCGUUUGUGGGGGGAAGAUGGGCAUGCCUCGUUUACUGGACCUGAGCACGGGUCUGAAGGUUCAUUUGUUGUCUUCUGCCUCUUUUGUUUUCGUUCUCCGUUAUUCGAAACUAUUGGUUCUCUUAAAAAUCUGUGGCUGCAGCUGCUGUGUGGGGAAUCGGCAUUAUGUAAUAUCAGGUAUUUGUGUCAUCUUGUUUGUUCCCCUAUUGUUUUGACAAUUGCCAGGCGUCGCCGUUGGUGACAAUUUUUUCCAGACCUGGGUGGAGCUGAUUUUGUUUUUGCAUGCGCAUGCGUGCGUGUGCGUCUGUGCGUGCACUUGGGCAACCACGCGCAGAAAACGUGAGAGAGAGGGAGAGAGAGGGAGAGGAGUUUUUGGGGAAAGAUAGCAUUUGAUUUUGUAGAGCCAACCGUUUGUGGUAAUCAUUUGUUUGAUGGCUCGCUCCGUUGUGAACUGUUCUUUUUUCUCGAUUUUCACGCGCUUUUGCUUUUGUAAAACUUGGUGUUAACAAUUGUUAACAAGUGCUUGUUCAUGUGCGUAAUGAAAAAGCGGAGCGGUGGGUGGAGUGUUGUUCAAUACGCUGUGUACCCUCAAUGGCCGUCAGAUAUUCAGCGAGUCUCAGUGGUACCAAAUUUGGUUCGCGUCAUUGGGGGUGGUGUGUAUCCGAGUGCCUAUUCGGGUUGUGUUUUGGGGGGCGAUUUACGUGUAUCUGAGUGCUUUAUCGUCAAGCAGUGCUAGCGGUGUGUUUUUUUCCUUUGUCUGUUUUUCUGUAGAGCAACCAUCCGCUGGGCGAUCAAUGAUACGUGCAGAAUGCGGCGUUCGAGGAAAAUGAGGAGUCCUCAGCAUAAGGAUUUUGCCUCACAUCAUAAUCUCCAACGGAGAGAUACACCCACCCAGCUGUGUGAGAGAGAAAGACAGGGGACUCUUCUAAUGGUUCGCUGUGUCCUGUAAUUAGUACCAUGCUCUUGGCAGGGCCAACGACCCUCUGGAGAAAGGUGGGAGGGAGACAGAGAGUGAGAGAGAGAGAGAGAGCUGGGUGGAGGGAUUGGCUGUCUGUUCACACACUUCGUGCUGUGUCCUGUGGAAGUCUUGAAGGUGUUACUAUGAC
Molecule: messenger RNA, 2796 nt
Organism: Chara braunii
Lineage: Eukaryota; Viridiplantae; Streptophyta; Charophyceae; Charales; Characeae
Source: the annotation of a GenBank genome assembly